CAAAUGCCAAUGCCACAUGCCACAUGCCACAUUCACAUUAAAUAAAAAUGAAAUUGUUCCGUGUUACAUUACAAUAUAAUAUAAGCAAGCCUGAUUACCAAAAAUGUAUAUGUUACACAAAAUUAUCUCGUGUAUUGUACGGAAUAAUAAUGAAUUAUUGAAUUAAAGAUCUUCAGUGAUUCUGUGAUAGCAACUUUGCUUUAGAGUACUUUCUGAUAAAAAAAAAGCGCAAUGGGUACAACCGGCUCCAGGCGCGAGACACUAAUAGUUGGCUUCCUGUGCGCAGCGUGGUAUAUGUUAAGUUCAGCCAGUAAUGUCGUGGGCAAACUGGCAUUAACAGAGCUACCAUUUCCACUAACUAUGACAGCGGUACAGCUGUGUGCAGUGGCCUCGCUGAGUGUACCCGCGCUAGCCCUGUGUGGAGUACGUUCGACGCGAUGGCCGACGAACUAUUGGACCCGUGUCUUAGUACCCUUGGCGAUCGCCAAACUUCUUACCACACUGUGCUCGCAAGUUUCCAUUUGGAAAGUGCCAGUCUCCUAUGCCCACACAGUGAAAGCGACGACUCCUCUCUGGACGGCGGGGCUGGCUCGCGUACUGUUUGGGGAGCGCGUGUCUCGCGGCGUGGCGGGCGCGCUGCUCGUGAUCGCGGGAGGGGUCGCGCUCGCCUCGCUCACCGAGCUGCAGUUCGAUGCGCUCGGGCUGGGAGCCGCGCUCACGUCCGCCGCGCUGUUGGCGCUGCAGCAUCUGUAUUCGAAGCGGGCGCUGCAGGACUCCGGCGUGCACCACUUGCGACUGCUGGCGACGUUGUCGGGUCUGGCGCUGGUGCCGAUGGCUCCGUUGUGGUUGGUGCGGGACGCCGGCGCCGUACUGCGCGCCCAGGUGGCGUGGAACCGCGCGGGCCCGCUGCUGCUGGCGGACGGGGUGCUGGCGUGGCUGCAGGCGGUGGCUGCGUUCUCGGUGUUGUCGCGAGUGUCGCCGCUGACGUACUCAGUGGCGUCGGCUGCGAAGCGCGCCGUGGUGGUGGGCGCGUCGCUGGUGGUGCUGAGGAACCCGGCGCCGCCGCUGAACGUGGUGGGCAUGUCGGUGGCAGUGCUGGGUGUGCUGGCUUAUGACCGAGCCCGAGCGGCCGCCCGCCGCGCCCCCCGCCCCGCGCUGCCAGUCUGACAUUCGAUCACUUUAAUGUUCGAACGCUGUUUCUUAUGUCACAAUAAACUUUUAUUUCUACCGUUUGGUUUCAUUCAUAUCCUUGAGAUCCAAGAGUUUUAACCAGCAAAAUUAAAAAAAUAUAUGUUUAUAUGCCACCUCGAGAGAGGUCAAAGUUACAUUUUUUUUGUUUAAGUUCUGUCCCGCCCUGAUCGCCGGAACACGCCCCACAAGUUAGU
Messenger RNA from Bombyx mandarina (wild silkworm), 1385 nucleotides. RefSeq names its product triose-phosphate transporter-like protein (gene TPT). NCBI's taxonomy places the organism in Eukaryota, Metazoa, Arthropoda, Insecta, Lepidoptera, Bombycidae. The record is from RefSeq and is a predicted model, not a curated record.